CGAGCAUCGACCGAGAAGACUCGUCGCGAACGUUGACAACCAAACCAACGUCUUCUUUUACCAUUAUCAAACAAUGGAGAGCGGCGCCUACGGGGCCUCGCUGGCCGGGGGCACCUUUGAUUUCGUCAGCUUUGUAAAAAGACCUCAGACGGUUGUGCGCUUUUUGUGCUGGAUAUUUUCCAUCGUGGUGUUCGCAACUAUCACAGCAGAAGGCUACAUUAACUCCUCAAAGCAAGAAGAUGCAAUGUGCAUGUUCAACAACGAUGACCAAGCCUGCAGUUAUGGGGUGGCUGUUGGAGUUCUGACCUUCCUGGGAUGUGUUGUCUUCAUGAUUUUGGAUGCCCACUUUCCGCAAAUCAGCAACGCCAAAGAAAGGAAGUACAUUGUUACUGGGGAUGUCAUCUUUUCUGGAGCCUGUGCCUUCCUGUGGUUCAUCUGCUUCUGUGUCCUAGCAAACCAGUGGUCCAACACAACUGAAACCUUCGGUAUUGCCGUUGACGCCGCUCGAGCUGUAGUGGCCUUCUCAUUCUUCUCCAUCCUCAGUGCGGCUUUUUUGACUUCUUUUGCUUAUGGAAGAUAUCGCCAAGGUGUGAGUGACUUUGACCAGGGCUACAGUGACCCAGCUAAUGACCAUAAUACCCCAUACCCACCCACUUACCCUCCAUAUCCCAGUAGUGGCCCAGAGGGCUACCAGCAGUCACCAUUUACCAACAGCCAGGAGCGGCCAGGAGAAUACCAGCCUCCAACAUUCUAAAGAACUGGGAUGCAAAUACAUGAAACUGACAGGUUUGCCUAUGGCUGAUUUACAAUUUGGACUGUCCCCUGCACUCCAUAUGUUUCUUUCUAUCAACAAAGUUUAAACUUUUUAUUGUGUUUUUAAUCAUUGGAGGUUGCACUGAUGUUUUUAGGUGGAACCAAAACUGUAAUUUGGUGCUUGGUGGACAUUUGCUGCACUUUCCAGUCCACAAAAAAAGCAUCUGACAACUGAAUUAAGAGCAUUUUUUUGGUAGAAUGAGAUUGAGUUUUAAGUGAUGACACUGUGCCACCGCUCUUUCCUCACCGAAACUGAAAUGGUUAUCUCUUUCUCAUUUUUGUUUCAUUCUCAUAGGAUGGUUUGAAAGCAAAUGAAUGAAAAAGCUGUUUAUAUCAAAAUGCUUAUUUUAGCUUAUAGUUUAUAUUGUGUUGCAGGCAAAACUGUCAUUCUAAGAUUUUAUGCAUGAAACCUUAAUUGCUCAAGUGCACAUGAAUAUGUUGCCAUUAUUUCUAAGUUGACUUGCAGGUCAAUUGCCAUAUAUUGUAUUAACUGUAAAUGGGUUGAUACUAGAGAUAAGGGCUUUAUCAUUUUAGCUUCUACACAAGCUCACACAUAAUUUCAUAAAUUGGGAGGGGGGUAUUAAAUAACUGAAGAUGUUUUCUAGAAAACUACUGGACCACCUUUGCUUUAUAAUCAACCACUGAACUUACAUGGGCACUGAAAACACAAAUGAUCUUUUUUGGGGCAGUAUGUUUUAUACCUAUACUGCAGUUUGAUGUGGUUACACAGAAUGUAUUUCAAUUUGAUACUGCUGCAAAUUUAUGUAUAUAUAAGAGUGUUUUAUUCUGUGCACAGGCAGUGCUACCUAUUUCUGACCAUUGUGCCUGCUACCUCUGAAAAAGAUUACGACUUCGAGUUUUCAACUCCAGCAAUUUUAAGGUGUGUGUGUGGGUUGUUUUUUUUUUUUUUUCAAGCUUCAAAAUGGUAAGUGAUUUCAGGUUGUUGUUGUUGUUAAGAAUAUAGUAAACUGAAAAAAAAAUCAUUAGUGUAAUAGUUUUCUAAUUUCAGUUCUUCAUAAUUCAGGAUAUGACAAUCACAUGGGACUUUUGUUGUAUUUUUGUCUUGCCAUUUCACAGUUGUAUUCUGUAGCUUUGAAAGAGUUCCCCACAAAGUGCCUUCCAAAGAACACCUUUUUAUCACAUCAGCACACGAAGUUUGCCAAAUAAAGACUUGCCUUGUUUUGAAACUUUGGGCCGGUGUCUCAUUAUGU
Molecule: messenger RNA, 2024 nt
Organism: Lampris incognitus (smalleye Pacific opah)
Lineage: Eukaryota; Metazoa; Chordata; Actinopteri; Lampriformes; Lampridae
Gene: syngr2a
Product: synaptogyrin 2a
Exons: 4
Coding region: 74-754 (226 amino acids)
Cellular component (GO): synaptic vesicle membrane; neuromuscular junction
Source: RefSeq, a predicted model, not a curated record